AUGAGGGUCGCGGCUUUAAUCAGUGGUGGGAAGGACAGCUGCUAUAAUAUGAUGCAAUGUGUUGCUGCUGGGCAUCAGAUUGUUGCUUUAGCAAACCUAAGACCAGGCAAAGACCAAGUGGGAACAGAUGAACUGGAUAGUUAUAUGUAUCAGACAGUGGGACAUCAGGCCAUUGAACUGUUUGCCGAAGCAAUGGCUCUCCCGUUAUAUCGUCAAACCAUCAAAGGAACCAGUAUGGAGACUGGACGAAUAUAUACCAGAUGUGAAGGAGAUGAAGUUGAAGAUCUCUAUGAACUUUUGAAAUGUGUUAAGGUUUUCCUAAUUUCCCACUUCCGGGGCAUCACUAGUGUGACCUUGCCUGCUGAAUAUGAUGUUCUGAGUCUCCAAGAUUCUCACAUACAUUUGGAAGUGGGCAGCCAGGCAAUUGUUUACAGGACGCCAAAUGAACUGUGCACUCACAGCAAGUUUGAUAAACACACAUUUCCUCCUUUUAUCAGUGAGAUUGCAGAAUGUGAAGUAUGA
Molecule: messenger RNA, 522 nt
Organism: Gracilinanus agilis (Agile Gracile Mouse Opossum)
Lineage: Eukaryota; Metazoa; Chordata; Mammalia; Didelphimorphia; Didelphidae
Gene: DPH6
Product: diphthamine biosynthesis 6
Exons: 4
Coding region: 1-522 (173 amino acids)
Biological process (GO): protein histidyl modification to diphthamide
Molecular function (GO): diphthine-ammonia ligase activity
Source: RefSeq, a predicted model, not a curated record